GGGAAGUAUAGGCUGUGUUGUCAACCCAGUGUCAGUCUGAUGAAGAUUGGCAUUCAGAGGGAAUUGUGUAGCAGAAAGGAGUCCAUAGUGCUGAGAAGACUAAAGGCUGAAGACAACAAUUUUCUCUACUGACAAUGAACUAACCGUCUCAAUGUGAAGCUAUCCCAUGAUGCAACAUGUGCCCCCAGCACCUGCACUAACAAUGAUGGCCACACAGAGUGUCCCUCCUCCAUCUUACCAAGAGAGUCAACAGAUGACAGGCACUACUCAACCAAACUCCAAGGCCCAGCCGGUCCAUAUCCCAGCAUCCUCUGCGGCCGGGGCCACCCCAGUGAGCGUGACCCUUGACCCGCAGACCCAGCUGGAGUCGGACAAGCAAGCCGUUUACAGACACCCCCUGUUUCCCCUGCUGGCGCUGCUGUUUGAGAAGUGUGAGCAGGCCACGCAGGGGUCAGAGUGCAUCACCUCCGCCAGCUUCGAUGUCGACAUCGAGAACUUCGUCCACCAGCAGGAGCAGGACCACAAGCCGUUCUUCAGCGAGGACCCCGAACUGGACAACCUGAUGGUGAAGGCCAUCCAGGUCCUCCGUAUCCACCUGCUGGAGCUGGAGAAGGUCAACGAACUCUGCAAAGACUUCUGCAAUCGAUACAUCACAUGCCUUAAGACCAAGAUGCACAGCGACAACCUGCUGAGGAACGACCUGGGUGGCCCUUACUCCCCGACACACACCUCCCUCAACCUGCAUCAGGACAUGCUGCAAACCUCAUCUGCUUCCAUGACGACGGUCUCCAGUUCCAUCAACCCCUCGGGUAUUGUGGUGCCCUCCAGUCCCCUACAGCAAGGGAACGUUGCCAUGACCACCAUAAACUCAGUCGUACCAGGUGGGACAUUAUAUCAGCCUGUUGCCAUGGUGACAUCACAUGGGCAGGUUCUGACCCAGGCUUUACCCCAGGGAACUCUCCAGAUCCAAAAUGCACAGGUGAGGGUAAACCUGGACCUCGCCGCCCUCCUGGAAGGGGAUGAUAAGAAGUCGAAGAACAAGCGUGGGGUUCUUCCUAAACAGGCCACCAACAUUAUGCGCUCCUGGCUCUUCCAGCACCUUAUGCAUCCGUACCCGACAGAGGAUGAGAAGAGACAGAUAGCAGCGCAAACAAACCUGACCUUACUACAAGUCAACAACUGGUUCAUCAACGCUCGCAGGCGGAUCCUCCAGCCCAUGCUGGACGCCAGCAACCCUGACCCCGCCCCCAAGGCCAAGAAGAUGAAGUCACAGCACCGGCCCACCCAGAGAUUCUGGCCCGACUCCAUCUUGUCUGGCCUCGCCCAGAACCACGGCCCCAACUCCGGCAACAACUCUGACGGCUCCAUGGUGGGGGAUGGCCUACUCUCCCUCUCCUCCGAUUCCGCCACACUGGCCAUGCAGCAGGCCAUGCUGGGGGCGGACGACUCGCUGGACGGGACAGAGGAGGAGGAGGAAGACGAGGAAGAGGAUGAAGACGAGGAAGAGGAGAUGGAGGAGGAGGACGGGGAGGAAGGGCGGCGGCCGCACGGCGACAUGGGCCUGGAUCAUGGGGAAGGCCUGUAGUGAUUGGUGGGGAGGGAUAGGGAGGAGGAGCAGAACCCAAGCUCAGCCAGGCCAAUGGGCAUGCAGCAUCGUGAAGCUGUAACACGCUGACAUAGACAGACAUGUCACCUGGACAGCCCCCUUUCCACUGAGACAAAACAUUUCUUGGUAAAAAGAAGUGGACUUACCCAAGCACAGAAAUGCUGUUUUAUAGCUAAUAGGAUCUCAUUUGGGAAAUUGUCAUGCAUUGAUUGCUUGUCUCAUGGUUUUUUUUCGAAGACUUGCUAAACGAGUAAAAUAAUCCUCUACUUUAUCCUGGGCUCUCUACAGACUCAUCAUAGUUUAUUCAAAUCAUGCAUCACUUCUCAGGUUAUUUGUCUUUAUUUGGACGUACUGGAACUACAGUUCCCACAAAGCAGUGUUUCCAUACUCUGUAAAGUAGCUUGACCUUAAUGUAAAGGAGAAGAAGUGAAAGGAGACAUGUACAAAAUGUACGGACUGGAAAUAUUACCAAGUAAUACUGAAACACUUGCAAAUAUUUUGAGGAUAGUGAGUAUGUUCAAUAUGUUUCAUAGAUUUAUUUUACAGGAGUUUAUUUUUUAUUUCUUUGGUUUAGUAUGUCAUUUUCAAACACACAGGACUGACAAACCUAGCGAACUGUAAAAGUUUUCAAUGAUCGAGAAAACAUUUUAAAUGUUGGGUGGGUGGGCAUUGGCUUGGCUCAGAUGUCUCGUGGUAUCGAAACGAAGGCGCUCAACAAUUUUCAAAGUGAACGUCGUGCCCUCUGUGUCAGCUGCAAAGAAAGAGGACAAUGCACACAGUGUGAGAUUGCCAGGUCCUGUCAGGAAUGAAAAGUGGCUUGAGUGAUUUUAUUUUUUUGUAAAAGAUCUUUCAGUGGAACCUCCUGUUGGACAAUGAACACACUUCACACCAUUUUACCAGGAUUUUACAAACUGUGAAGGAACUGCCAUUUUUUUUGCCUACAGUUUUUUUUCUUUCACUAGAAAGAAUUCAGUUCUUGAAUGUUUACUCAAAUUGAUUGUUGUGAAGUCUAUUGCCAUUUUUUUCCCCACACUCGCUUUACAAUUGUGUCCUUCCAAAGCAGGUCAUGAAUAGGGAAAUUUAACUUUUAUUUUAUUUGUACACAUUGUCAUAAUCUAUUGUCUCA
Molecule: messenger RNA, 2732 nt
Organism: Conger conger (European conger)
Lineage: Eukaryota; Metazoa; Chordata; Actinopteri; Anguilliformes; Congridae
Gene: pknox2
Product: pbx/knotted 1 homeobox 2
Exons: 12
Coding region: 167-1585 (472 amino acids)
Biological process (GO): regulation of transcription by RNA polymerase II
Molecular function (GO): DNA-binding transcription factor activity, RNA polymerase II-specific; RNA polymerase II cis-regulatory region sequence-specific DNA binding
Source: RefSeq, a predicted model, not a curated record